GGCAGGCAGCCAGUACGGCCGAGUCAUUCCUCAGAGAGAUUCCUCCUCCUUGUCGUAACCUGCCUUCGUUUCUCCCUCUCCCCGUCAAUGCUCCUCAGAGUGGUGGUGACGGGCACACGUAAUGGCAGACUGUUGCAGACUAGACUGAGUGCACUAGUGGAAGGAGGAGGAGGGUUAAGAGGGAUAAAUACGGGAAUAAGACGAACGGGAAAAAAAAUUGGCUCACGGGCGAGUUUUUUAGCCUCAACUACCCUCGGCUUCUUCUCCACUCUCAGGUUACACCAAGCAGCAUAUUCAGCAACUAUGGGAGUCAAGGUGCAGAUGGACACGAUCGUCAAGUCAGAGGAGGACCAGAGGCAGUACCGGGCGCUCGUCCUCGACAAUGACCUCAAGGUUCUCCUCAUCUCAGACCCGGCCACGGACAAGUCUGCUGCUGCUCUCGAUGUCCAUGUGGGCAGUAUGUCAGACCCAACAGAGCUGCCUGGCCUGGCCCACUUCUGCGAGCAUAUGCUGUUUAUGGGCACCAAGAAAUAUCCGUGUGAGAAUGAAUACAACAAGUACCUCUCAGAGCAUGGCGGGUCCAGCAAUGCCUACACUGCAGCAGACCACACCAACUACUACUUUGACGUGGCUCCUGAUGCCUUCUCUGGGGCGCUGGACAGGUUUGCACAGUUCUUCGUGACACCACUCUUCACUGAGGGAGGCGUGGACAGGGAGGUGAAUGCCGUCAACUCUGAGCAUGAGAAGAACAUCCAGAAUGACUACUGGAGGCUAGCGCAACUGGAGAAAUCGACAGCUGACCCAACACAUGACUUCAGCAAGUUUGGCACGGGUAACAAGGACACUCUGGACAUCAUACCUAAAGAGCAGGGCAUCAAUGUGCGUGAUGCCCUGUUGGAGUUCCAUGCCAAGUGGUACUCCUCCAACAUCAUGGCCCUGGCAGUGCUGGGCAAGGAGAGCCUGGAUGAGCUGGAGGAGAUGGUGUUGUCACUUUUCAGUGAGGUGGAGAACAAAAGUGUCUCAGUGCCAGAGUGGGCUAGGCACCCCUUUGGCCCAGAGCAGUGCCGCAAAGUGGGAUACGUGGUGCCAGUGAAGGACAUCCGUAACCUGUACAUCACCUUCCCCAUCCCAGAUCUACACCCACACUACAAGACUGCUCCUGGCCAUUACCUGGGGCACCUGAUAGGACACGAGGGGCCAGGGUCAUUGCUGUCCUACCUGAAGGGGCGGGGCUGGGUCAACUCCCUGGUGGGGGGUCAAAAGUCGGGUGCCAAGGGGUUUGCUUUCUUCGUGGUGAAUGUUGACCUAACAGAGGAAGGCAUUGAGCACGUAGAGGACAUCGUGACAGCUGUGUUUCAGUACCUCAACUUGCUGAAGAAGGAGGGUCCCCAGCAGUGGGUGUUUGACGAGUGCAGGGACCUCAGCUCCAUGACCUUCCGCUUCAAGGACAAGGAGCAACCUCAGUCCUACACCUGUGGCCUGGCGGAGCAGCUACAUUAUUACCCGCUGGACGAGGUGCUGUGUGGCGGCUAUUUGCUGAGUGAAUUCAAACCGGAACUCAUCAACAUGGUCCUGGAACACCUCACGCCUGAAAGUAUUAGAAUUGCAGUGGUAGGCAAGGCACUGGAGGAGAAGGUGACUUGUACAGAGAAGUGGUAUGGUACCUGCUACAAGAUGGAGUGUGUGGAGGAGGAGCUAUUGCAAAGGUGGAGGGAUGCUGGCUACAAUGACCUCCUCCAGCUGCCCUCAAGGAAUGAAUUUGUCCCUACUAACUUCGACCUGUACAAUGACCCUCAGGAAACCAAUCGACUUCCGGAGAUGAUUAGCCAGACUCCCUUCGCCCGAGUGUGGUUCAAGCAAGACGAUGAGUACAAACUUCCCAAGGCUGUUGUGUUCACAGAGCUUUUUAGUCCUGUUGCUUACCUGGACCCCCACCACACCAACCAGCUUCACAUCUUUGCCCAGUUGUUCCGUGAUGCCCUCACUGAGUACACCUAUGCAGCUGAUUUAGCUGGCCUCACCUACUCCCUGUCUAAUAGCAAAUAUGGCCUGACGCUGCUGGUGAAGGGCUACAACGACAAGCUGCAUGUCCUGCUGGAGAAGAUAAUGGAGCGCAUGACGUCCUUCACUGUUGAUCCCAAGCGCUUUGAGAUCCUUAAGGACGCUUAUGUGAGGGGGCUGCGUAACUUCAAUGCUGACCAGCCACACCAACAUGUUGUUCACUACACCUCCCUGCUGCUGGCUGAGCACGGCUGGACCAAGGAGGAGCUGCUGGAGGCUACUAAUGAGAUGACGGUAGAGACAGUGGAGGCAUUCAUUCCUCGCUUCCUGUCGGGGCUUCACGUGGAGAUGCUAAUCCACGGCAACAUGAGGAAGGAGAGUGCCGCCACCCUAGCCACCACCCUGCAGGACCAGCUCACCUCUAGGGCACACACGCGUCCACUCCUGCCCUCCCAGCUGGUCCGCCAGAGGGAAUACCAGCUGAGGGAUGGGAGCAGCCAGAUGUACAGGGCAGAGAACUCAGUGCACAAGAGUUCAGCAGUGGAGACGUACUUCCAGUGUGGCAUGCAGGAGACACACAACAACAUGCUACUGGAACUCCUCUGCCAGAUCUUUGCUGAGCCAGCCUUCGAUGAGCUAAGGACAAAGGAGCAGCUUGGGUACAUUGUGUGGUGUGGCAUUAGAAGGGCAAAUGGCACUCAAGGUUUGCGGAUCAUCGUGCAGGGCGACCGACACCCUGAGUACCUCACUUCCAGAAUAGAGGCGUUCCUGCACAAGAUGGGAGACAACCUAGAGAAGCUGCCAGAGGAGGACUUUGUGCGUCACCGUGAGGCUUUGGCCAGCAGACGUUUGGAACGGCCCAAGAAGCUGUCACACCUCACAGGCAAUUGGUGGGCUGAGAUCACGUCCAACCAGUAUAACUUUGACCGUGACGCCCUGGAAGUGGCCCACCUCCGCACCCUCACCAAGGACGAUGUGAUUGACUUCUAUAAGCGAUUCGUGAACAGCACUGCAUCUCAGAGGAAGAAGCUGUGUGUACAGGUGAUCUCUAUGGCCUCGGGUGGAGCAGGUCACCCCGAUACUGUGAACCGAACCGAACCUGAUGAUGGCCUCUCCCUCCCACCGCCGCUGAGAGAGCCUGAAGUAAUCACGGACAUUCCCGAGUUCAAGCAAGGACUGGCCUUGUACCCAUUGAUGCGGCCCCUCAUCCCUGUGUCCUCUAAGCCCUCCAAGUCAAAGCUGUAACUCGGUACCUAGUAAUGAGCUGAAAGAUAAUUCAAAGGACUGUAUUCUGAAACACUUCUGCAACUCACCAUUUUCAAUAGGCUGUAGUUGAGGUGCCAUUGGUUUUAAGGGGUGUUUCUAUGGUUCCAGUGACAGGUUUACAAGAUUUGUGCAUUAUUUACUGGAGAAGCACUCUUGAGAACCUGGCUGAUCAUUUCUGUGGCCUUUGGAAAUAGUUGUGGUUAGAGAGCAGUGUUUUAGAAUUCUGUUUAAAAUUUUUAAAUACGGGCCUUAGAUUUACUAGAGGCAGGAAGACAACAGAGGCAGAAGUACUCAGCAGCUGUAUUAAGGAUUACUCGCAGUAUCUCCACGUCUUUUUGUACUGUUAAGUUUGUUGCAGCAUUGGAUUGACUCUUUGUAUUAUUACUAUCAUCACCGUGGAAAAAAAUAUAAUACAUACUGAA
Portunus trituberculatus (swimming crab) is the source of this 3689-nucleotide messenger RNA. RefSeq names its product insulin-degrading enzyme-like (gene Ide). Gene Ontology annotation, biological process: peptide catabolic process. The transcript is spliced from 19 exons. Gene Ontology annotation, cellular component: mitochondrion; cytosol. NCBI's taxonomy places the organism in Eukaryota, Metazoa, Arthropoda, Malacostraca, Decapoda, Portunidae. Gene Ontology annotation, molecular function: metal ion binding; metalloendopeptidase activity. The record is from RefSeq and is a predicted model, not a curated record. The coding region runs from base 88 to 3246 and encodes 1052 amino acids.